Messenger RNA from Notothenia coriiceps (black rockcod), 1475 nucleotides. RefSeq names its product solute carrier organic anion transporter family member 2B1-like. NCBI's taxonomy places the organism in Eukaryota, Metazoa, Chordata, Actinopteri, Perciformes, Nototheniidae. Gene Ontology annotation, cellular component: apical plasma membrane; basolateral plasma membrane. The transcript has 2 exons. Gene Ontology annotation, molecular function: bile acid transmembrane transporter activity. The record is from RefSeq and is a predicted model, not a curated record. Bases 40 to 327 code for a protein of 95 amino acids. Gene Ontology annotation, biological process: transmembrane transport; bile acid and bile salt transport; sodium-independent organic anion transport.
GUGUGUGUGUGUGUGUGUGUGUGUGUGUUUGCAGCGUUCAUGCCCGGCCCGGUGUUGUACGGCAGCGUCAUUGACAGUACCUGCAUCCUGUGGGGCAGGAAGUGCGACAAGAAGACUUCCUGUCAGUACUACGACCUGGACCGCUUCAGGCAGAGGUUUCUGGGUCUGCAGGUGGUGUUUGUGUGCGGCGCGCUGCUCUGCUUCCUGCUGACCAUCGUGGUCCUGCGCCGGAGGGCCGGGCAGAUGGAGGGUAAAGGAGUGAGGGGAGGGUAUGCGAUGGUGAGCGCUUCGUCUAAAGAGAAGGAGCUGGAGGGCAUCAAAACCUGAAGACACACAGCGAGAGGAAGCAGGGAAAUAAAGACGCCCAACGAAGCAGAACAAGAGUUCAAAUAGAAUGCUAACGUGGAAGCUGCUACGCUAACAAAACUGCAGUUCAUGUAAAGGAUCUGUCGGCCUGUAUAAUCAGACUCUCAUGUUGUAUUGCUUCACUAACGCUCACACUCCAGUGGAUGUACAUAAGCUGAUCAAUGUAUUGGGACAAAGACGAUGUAUUAACCACUCCCGCUCGUUGUACUCACGGAUAUAAUCUCUUUAUAUUCACUUUUCUGGGUUUUCAAGUUCAGAUUUUAGUUUAUUUUAACUUCUCCAAGACUCAAGUUACUUCAGUCGGGCUCUUGGUGUUGAGGCGGUUGCACCAAACUUUUCUAAGCCACCAUAAAGAAAGCAGCGGAUCUCCUUCCUUUCUUCUUGUUCUGUGCAUGGUCCGGCGCUCUCACUGGAGGCUCGGUCAUUCAGCCAGAGCCUCAAAUGUCCUGCGUCUCAGUGGUGGAUGCUAACCGCUGUUAUAGCAUCACUGUGAAGCUAGCCGUGCUAACCCUGCAGAGUGGAUCUCCAUCUGGAGCACUUACACAAUGACUUGCUUCUGAAAGCUCCAAAAAAGAUGCCGCAUAUUUUUUAAAACAUAUUUCUGUAUAUAUUUUUUUGUUUGUAUACGAAAUGAAACGUCAUAAGGGUAUUUCUUUCUACAUGGCUGGUGUGCAGGCGACUCGGUUCAGAAAGCUAUCUUGUUUACACAAAAUGAGUGGGAUAAACAUGUAAACAUUAACCAUCUGUCUGUGAAAGAAAACACAUGUGGAAGCACUCUUACUGUCCUGGAAGGGGAACUGGUUAGAAAUGAUAUUGAUGUGAUUCUUCAACUGUCCUUACUUUAGUCAAAAACUUUUAUUUUUUUAUUUUUUUCAUUGGACAUUGAAGCAUGCAUAGAUUUUAGUUUAAUCAUUUUAUAAAUAUAUAAUAACUGUUGAUUUCUCAGAGUGUAUGGUGAUCGUUGAAGAGUCAAGUUUUUUAUUGACAUGUCUGGUUUUAAUCUGCUCCACUUCUAAACUCUGAAAUUCACUUUCAAAGCUAUUUUUUGUAUUAAUCUAAAACUGUGAAACAUGUUGUCUGAGGGAUUUUUAAUAAACUUAAAAAAUGGA